Molecule: messenger RNA, 1740 nt
Organism: Naegleria lovaniensis
Lineage: Eukaryota; Heterolobosea; Eutetramitea; Acrasida; Naegleriidae
Exons: 3
Coding region: 1-1740 (579 amino acids)
Biological process (GO): amino acid transmembrane transport
Cellular component (GO): vacuolar membrane
Molecular function (GO): amino acid transmembrane transporter activity
Source: RefSeq, a predicted model, not a curated record
AUGCAAAACGCGGCUACGAACCAUUCGUAUCAUCGUCGUCAUGAUGAUGAUGAAAAUUCUCGGCAAGAAGAAUCUUCUCCGACAAUUGCUGAAAACAUAUUCAACGAUGCUGAUGAUGAAAAUAUUCCCGUGAAUCCAAAGAUGGAAACAUUGGAAGAGGAAAAACAUCUCUCUAGCAAUGCAUCUGCUCUCAUCAAUAUCAUAAAGGCAAAUAUCGGAUCUGGUAUUUUGGGAAUGCCAUAUGCUUUUAAAUGCGCUGGAUAUUGGCUUGGUCUUUUUAGUAUUGUUAUUAUCAUGUUGAUUGUGGUGCAUUGUACAAUUUUGUUGGUCGAUAGUAAGAGGUAUCUCAACAACAUGCUGAAAAAGAAACGAAAGAAAAAGGAUGAAAUUGGCAUUGUCGUAGAGGAUGAAAUUUCAAUUUCACAAUCAUCACCAACUCCCUCGAUACCAUUGUCAACAAGCAAUACACCACCCACAGUAGAAGAGAAAGAAAUUAUUACAUUUAACGAUAUCGGGUAUGCAGCUUUUGGCCGAACUGCAACUGUGGUUAUUACCUUCUUUUUAUUUGUUACACAAUUGGGAUUUUGUUGUGCAUACCUAACCUUUAUUUCCUCCAAUUUAAUGAAUAUCUUUGGAACACCAACGACAUUGGGUUGGAAAGCGCUCUUCAUUUUCAUUACUGGAGUUGCCGUCUUCCCAUUCUGUUGCAUUCGUAAUUUGAAAUAUCUUUCUCCAGUCAGUAUCAUCUCUGAAAUUAUGAUUAUUCUAGGAGUGGGAAUUGUGUUGUAUUUUGCCUUUGACAAACUUGCUUCAGAGCCAUUUCCAGGACUGUAUCGAAAUUUGAGACCCUACAAUUUUGAACAAUUUGCCACCUUCUUUGGUAUUUGUUUAUUUGCAUUCGAGGGAGUUGGUCUAGUUCUUCCUAUUGAAAGCAACAUGAGAGACAAGAAAGCAUAUCCCAUGUUACUCUUUGUUGGAAUGAUCAUUAUUUGUGCCUCCAUGAUUUUAUUGGGAAUUGUUGGAUAUUUGGCAUAUGGUAUGGGUGUGAACAGCUUGAUAACGUUCAACCUGCCUGCAGAUGGAGCAUUGCCACUCAUCAUUAAGAUAUUCCUCAUUAUUGCACUCCUUUUCACAUACCCUAUUCAGCUGUUUCCAAUUUCUCAAAUGAUGGAUUCUGCAACAACAUCCAUUGCAACAUGGAUACGACACAAAAUUCACAAGAAAACAACAACAACAGAAUUAGAAGUGGCACAAGAACGACAAGAAGAACAACAUGUGCUACUGAGUCAACCCACAAAAUCUGGUCAUAAUUCAAUCAAUAAUUCAAAAAGUGAGAGCAGCAUCAGUGAUGAGAAGCAAUUGAACUCUCUGUUCGAUUCCACAACCACAUCUAAAGUCAAAGCUAACAAGUCAGCAUUUCACUUACUCACGAAAGCUUGUAUAUCUCCAACAUUCCAUCUAGAAAAUUUUAUACGAUUCAUGAUGAUUAUGGCCACAGUGUUUUUCUCUGCGUUCAUUCCUUCUUUUGGAGACUUUUUAGGAUUAAUUGGUGGAUUUGGAGGUACCACAUUAGCUUUGGUCAUGCCUUGCGCUAUUCACUUGAAGGUCAUGUGGAAACAUAUUGAUUGGAGCAUUAAGGCAAAAGAUAUUGUAUUGAUUGUUUUUGGUGUGUUUGCAACCAUUUUCUCUACGUAUAUUUCAUUCCGAGAUUUGGUCACACAUUUGGAAGAAGGUCAAUAA